Messenger RNA from Sitodiplosis mosellana (orange wheat blossom midge), 398 nucleotides. RefSeq names its product GA-binding protein subunit beta-1-like. Lineage: Eukaryota; Metazoa; Arthropoda; Insecta; Diptera; Cecidomyiidae. Gene Ontology annotation, molecular function: protein binding. The transcript is spliced from 4 exons. The record is from RefSeq and is a predicted model, not a curated record. The coding region runs from base 1 to 333 and encodes 110 amino acids.
AUGUCUACUAAAUGGGAAAUUGGUCACAAGAGCGUCACUGAAGUUCUCAGCCGUAAAGCAAACGAUCUUAAUAUUCAAAAUAAUUUGCAUCAGACACCUCUUCAUUUGGCAUCUAGGCAUGGUCACGGAGGUGUCGCUGAUGUGCUUCUUAAGAAUGGAGCUAACGCUGAUAUUGGAGAUGAUUCGAAUACCAAAGCUCUUCAUUAUGCUGCUAUAUAUGGUCACGAAAAUGUUGCUGAACUUCUCAUCAACAAAGGCGCCAAUAUGGAUGUCAUUGAUAAUUUUAAUCGUACACCUCUUCAUUUUGCAGCUAGACAUGGUAAUGUUGAAUAAGUAUUUUCACAAAAUAAAGAAUCGGUUUGAUCUUUUUCAUCGACCUAAAUUAUUUCUAAGGUCAU